CUGUGGGUCGUGACGUGUUUCCGCAUCUGCGCACAUCGGAGGUGACCACACGUUGCGACGGAAAGCAUGGAGGACCGGAGCCCGAAGGAAAACACAGCUCAAAGUGUGAAAGAUUCUAGCAGUGAUUGUGAUGAAGAAAAGGUUAAUAACGGAGGAUGCGAGGAGGCAGUGAAGACUUUUAAGGACCUGGGUGUAACUGAGGUUCUCUGUGAGGCCUGUGAUCAGCUGGGAUGGAAGAGUCCAACUAAGAUCCAGGUGGAAGCUAUACCUGUCGCUCUUCAAGGCAGGGAUGUCAUCGGCCUGGCAGAGACGGGUUCAGGGAAGACUGGCGCUUUCGCUCUGCCUAUCCUCCAAUCACUGCUGUCUUCACCUCAGAGGCUCCACACGCUCGUCCUCACACCCACCAGAGAGCUGGCCUUCCAGAUCUCCGAGCAGUUUGAGGCUCUGGGCUCCAGCAUUGGGGUUAAAUGUGCUGUGAUUGUUGGUGGAAUCGACAUGAUGUCCCAGUCCUUGGUGUUGGCUAAAAAGCCACAUAUUGUUAUAGCCACUCCUGGUCGAUUGAUCGAUCACACGGAGAACACAAAGGGCUUCUCCCUACGAGCUCUGAAGUUCCUGGUCAUGGAUGAAGCAGACAGGAUCCUCAACAUGGACUUUGAGACUGAAGUGGACAAGAUCCUGAAAGUUAUUCCCAGAGACAGACGGACCUUCUUGUUCUCUGCCACCAUGACCAAAAAGGUCCAGAAACUCCAAAGAGCAGCUCUGAAAGAUUCUGUAAAGUGUGCUGUAUCCACAAAAUAUUCCACAGUAGACAAGCUGCAGCAAUACUACGUCUUUAUCCCUUCCAAGUACAAGGACUGUUACCUGGUGUCCAUCCUGAACGAGCUGGCCGGGAACUCCUUCAUGAUUUUUUGCAGCACAUGUAACAAUGCCCAGCGGGUGGCGCUGAUGUUGAGGAAUCUGGGUAUAACUGCCAUCCCUCUUCACGGACAGAUGAGUCAGAAUAAACGUCUUGGAGCUCUUAACAAGUUCAAAUCCAAGUCUCGUUCUGUGCUCCUGGCAACUGAUGUGGCGUCUAGAGGUCUGGACAUCCCUCAUGUUGACUGUGUCAUCAACUACGACAUCCCCACACAUUCAAAGGAUUACAUCCAUAGAGUUGGGCGAACAGCCAGAGCAGGGCGGGCUGGGAAAUCCAUAACUUUUGUGACACAGUAUGACGUGGAGCUUUUCCAGCGAAUCGAAAGUUUGAUCGGGAAGAAACUCCCUGCAUUUCCUACACAAGAGGAGGAGGUGAUGAUGCUGGUGGAGAGGGUGAGCGAGGCUCAGAGAUUUGCCAGGCUGGAAAUGAAGGAACAAGGAGAGAAAAGGAAGAAGCCCAAAGGUAGAGAUGGGGAUGAGGAUGACUCUGAACAGGCGAGCGGAGUGAGGAAGAAAGUCAAAGGCGGUUCAGGAGGAGGGAGGAAGAAGGGUGGAGGAGCCUGGAGAGGAGGGCGCUGAAGAAUGAAACUCAUAAUAAAAUGUACAUAACCACAACACAAAAUGCCUCUCCUUUCUCUGAUGUAAACUUUACUAUUCUGACGGCUUGUUUUCCACACUUCAUUUUGCAAGCUGACUAUUUAAUUACACAAUAAGGUCUUUCUUUGUCCAUGUAUGACUUUUUUCCAUUUGUAAUAAAACGUUGCAGUAAAAUCUAAA
This is a messenger RNA of Girardinichthys multiradiatus, 1692 nucleotides long. Its product is annotated as probable ATP-dependent RNA helicase DDX47. The record is from RefSeq and is a predicted model, not a curated record. Bases 67 to 1494 code for a protein of 475 amino acids. Lineage: Eukaryota; Metazoa; Chordata; Actinopteri; Cyprinodontiformes; Goodeidae. Gene Ontology annotation, molecular function: RNA helicase activity; nucleic acid binding; ATP binding. The transcript is spliced from 12 exons.